AGCCCGGUCUGCCACUCUGCGAAUCGAACUUCGCCGCACACUGUACACACGAUCCACAGAACCAGCCCAUCAUGAGAAUACGACUCCCUUUUGCGGGAGUCUUUUUCUUCCUGCUCCUUGUCACAGGUUAUGCCGGCCUGACGUCACUGCAGCUCGGCGAGCUCAUCAACGACAAGCUUCUCCACCUCAUCACAUUCUUCGUCCUCACCGUGGUCUUCUACUGGAUUGUCGACACGAACCGCCGUCGCACUCUAAACUUGACCCUAACGGUCUGCACAUUCUCGCUCGGCGUCGGCUCCGAGUUCCUGCAGGCGCUGCUUCCAAACGGCCGAGAUUUUGACAUUUACGACAUCGCUGCGAACAUCGUCGGUAGCCUGGCAGGACUGGCGCUAUGUUCAUGGUACCAUAAGCGUAUGCUGGAGCGCAAGCGCUUGCGCAAGGGAUACCAGCCUGUCGACGGUGUCGACGGUGGCCCUGGCGAGGAGGACGUUGAGCUGGGCGAAGGUCUGGGUUACUCUGCUGAUGGUGGCCAUGAAGAGGGUAUCACGGAUGCUCCCGUCUAUGCAGAGCCAAGCGGGCCAGUUGGGGACAGGGGCUUGACUUUGGAGCAAGAGGUCGACAACUGGGACGAGAAUGGCGAGGAUGCAUGGGACGAGGCGGACGUAGGUGACAUUGGUGACACGACUCUGGCCACCAAGAGCGAAGGAAUCGCAGGGGGAAAUGGUGACGGGAAGACCCAAAAAAGAGCCGACUGA
This is a messenger RNA of Pyricularia pennisetigena, 755 nucleotides long. RefSeq lists its product as uncharacterized. Lineage: Eukaryota; Fungi; Ascomycota; Sordariomycetes; Magnaporthales; Pyriculariaceae. The record is from RefSeq and is a predicted model, not a curated record. The transcript has 2 exons. The coding region runs from base 72 to 755 and encodes 227 amino acids.